This is a messenger RNA of Schistosoma haematobium, 6691 nucleotides long. RefSeq lists its product as uncharacterized. The transcript is spliced from 2 exons. Lineage: Eukaryota; Metazoa; Platyhelminthes; Trematoda; Strigeidida; Schistosomatidae. The record is from RefSeq and is a predicted model, not a curated record. Bases 3695 to 4588 code for a protein of 297 amino acids.
GUUGUGUAGCUUGGUUGGCGCUGUGACUGAUUGUCCUUUCGUCGUUGCGAUGAUGAGCGGAACUGCUGUUGCUUCAUAUGAGUGUCUAACUUCCCCAUUCCCCGGUAUUGAUGACUGUCGAACUUUCAAUAAAUCGUCAGAGUGCAAUGGAUCACAUGUCAGUACAACUCCUGAGUCAGAUAGACUAUUCAUAUCCGAAGACUCGAUUUCUAAUGAGACUAGUGACUCGUUCUACCCGAAAAUUGACCAAAGUUUUGACGAAGAGGUAGAAAUUACAGAUAUGGAAGAAGUGAAAACCCCACGGACAGCUUCACCGACGUUGAAUGAGCUAAGGAAACGUUUGGUUGAUGUCUCCCUCAAUGCUAAAGUGACUGCGAAUUCUCCUAUAUAUGAAUGUAACAAAAUCAACAGUCAGUUUCAUCAGAAGCUGUUAUCAGAGGUUGCCUCGAAACCGUGCCUUUACUCUCUGGAUAGGCUGUAUGACGAAUAUAUCCCUGUAAGAUCGCGGAUUUGUCCACUGAAAGGGAAACUUGGACUUACUGGCGAUGUUAAGUUUGGAGACCAAAAAUCCAGGCUGACUUUACGUUCCAUAUCCUCCAAAAAUACACGGCGUCUCCUAGAACACAUUCCUGUGUGUUCUCUUCCAAGUCCACUACUACGUCAAACUUACUCAUCUUCGGGGAGUUUAAUCUCAAACUUAACAGAUUUAUCGUUUAACAGCGACGCUAUUUUGUCUGUCCCUUUGACUUCUGGUUUACGCGUUUCCGAAGUAUUGUCUAGCGAUUUUCUCUUCUCCAAAGGUGGACCAGCUCUCAAUCAGAUGGCAGAAUCAUCAAUACAAUCUGUAAGUUUGUCAUUAGAGUUUAUUUGACUAUUAUAUAGUUACACUUGUACAUACUAGUUGUUUUAACUCCAUUUCUAAGGCUUACGUUUUUGUUAAAAAGGUUUUCAUCUUUAAAUAACAUUUGUUCCUGGGUUGAUUUUGUUCGUGAAUCUCCAUAGUCAUACUCGUAAAUGUAACUAUUAUGUUUGUUACUAAGUUUUAUGACUUUAUAUCGCAGUUAUUAAACCAUGUCAAAAAUGUUAUGACAGUUGCAUAUGAUCUAGUUUAAACAUCUUAAUUCAGCUAUCUCUUCCAAAGCAUAAACGAUGAAUUACUAAAAAUGAUGUUCACCAUAGAUUGAUCACAGUCAAUAUACUAUUGUAAAGCAGAAUAUCCUAGAAGGUUGUCAGUAGCAGGUAUCUGUUGAACUACUUCGGGGCCAAGUUCUUACGGCCCUAACAGGGCCGAAAACUUUGGCGUCUAUAUGUCUAAAUUUCUUGAUCCGUAGCUAAACUCACCUAUUCUCCGCAACUCUUAUCUACUGAUAUUCCUCUACCAGUGAGAUGAUCAAAGUGCAAUUAGAUAUUCACACUUCAGGUUCCUAAACAGUAUGUGAUUUCUGAAACUUUUGUUUCAACGAUUCAGGAGUUUAGUUCUACAUAAUAUAAAUUCAUACCGUGUGUUUCUCUGGAUUAUAAUUCUACUUAUAGUCUCGUACGCCAUUUCUAGACAACGUUUUGAGUCCGAUUUUGACUCUGAAGACAAUUCCAAAAGCCUUCGCUAGGUCUUCUGGUUGUGGGUUUAUGUAUGGGCCUAUUUUUUCAUAAGACUUGCUUGUUCAUAUAGCUGAAGGAAAAAGAGGACAUCACAAGUCCAACACUGGUAUAGUGUACACCAUGAAACAGCUGCUUGUUAUCCUACUGUUUGAUAUUUCCAAAAUGGUUCAACUUCCGAUUCUGUUCAUUGUAUGGUAAACAACAUUUCUGAAAUCGGACAUUUGAAGAUCCUCAGAUUCCUUUCUCAAUGACUGACCGAUUUUCAAGUAGGGGGCUUACAACCUUCACUUUAGUUUGUAUCUCAUGAAUAAUGAACAUAUUACUACCUACAUUCUCAAAAUUUUUCUUACAACCAUUCUGUCCUAAGAUUUUUAGCUGUAGUCUGAAGACAAUUUACCGUGGCUUUAUAAAUCACGAUGUUUCCUAGAUCAUUUAGUGAGGACGGAUGACGGAAGUUUUUAGUUGUUUUUCGAGUUUCUGACGCUUGAAUGCUAAUAUAGUUGUGCUUAUCGGUAUCAAACAUGCACUUAGUCGGUUAGGAAAGGUGUCUAGAUUACCUUUAAGUACUGCCAUAUUUCGGCACAAUUUUUGAUCGGAGAUUCGAAACUUUGACAGUUCGCUUGAAGGAAUAAUAAUUGGCAAUGAAUUUUGUAGCGUCCACUUGGACACACUUCCUGAGAAGCUGUUUAUUUCUAUCUUCAUUUCUUCUCAUUUCCUUGUGAAUAAAGCAUGGGUUUCAUAAUAAUGAUUUCCAAAAUACACCUACCUUCAUUGAAGUACAUAUAUUGAAAGCUAUGUUUAUUAUUAGAAAUGAUAUUUUCGUUUGACGGAAUCUCAGCACGGAUACAGAAGGCUCGACUAGCUUUUACCAACUUGCGUCAUUUAUGGCGUAGGCGAGAUAUCCGUCUAUCAACCAAAGGACGGGUUUACUGUGCAGCAGUUCGUUCCGUCCUACUUUAUAGCAGUGAAACAUGGCCGGUAAGAGUAGAGGAUAUCCGUAGGUUACUAGUAUUUGAUCAUAGGUGUCUUCGAAAUAUUGCUCGUAUAUCCUGGGACCAUCGAGUAAGUAACACAGUUGUUAGGAAACGGGUACUAGGUAAGGAUGGCAAAUCAAUUGAUGAAGUAGUGAAACUUCAUCAGUUGAGAUGGCUGGGACACGUGUUACGUAUGCCCAACGACCGACUGCCUCGACAUGCGAUAUUCAUUGGUAUAGGAGAAGAUGGGAAGAAAGGUAGGGGCGGCCAGACCAAAACAUGGCACAAGUCCAUGAAGUCACUGACAAGUGGACUGAGUCAUGUUGAUAGGCGUAGACUACCUGGUUGGGGACCGCGAGAUGAUAGCAACCGAUGGUUAGAGACCCUGAAUGACAUGGCUCAAAAUGGUUUGCAAUGGCGCAGAUGCAUCCACUCUUUGUGUUCUCCCAAAUUUUAAUCUUCUGAAUUCUUCAUGUCCCUUUUUUUUUUCUCUUUCCAAAUUUAUUUCACUACAUUAUACUCUUUGAAUAACACCUCCAAACCCUAAUCUUCCCGAUUACUGCUUAUGCUCUUGCUACCUCUACCACUACGGGAUUUGAAUCGACAACUGUAUCUCUGUGCUAAUGUGGUGUGGCAACUCGGACUGAUGUACGUACGUACGAAGUUCUACGUUGUUACUGACUGACUGACGUUUGAACUAACGUUAAUUCUUUUCAUUUUAAUUGUUCUGCACAUUUUUCUUAUUUAUGUAUUCCGUUGACCUAUAUGCUUAUUUUUUGUAGAGUGAGUCUCCCCAGUCCACCGAUAAAAUCGCAUGUGAGCCGAUUUCAAACGGUUUAUCCGAUAAGACGGAGGUUUCGAAGUCUAUUUGCACUUCAAAUCACGGUUUAAGUGAAAGUCAGAACUCUGAUUCAAACAUUUUGAUAUCAAAUAGUCAAGUUUAUCCUAGUGAACAAUAUUUCUCACCACAUACGCAGUCGUAUAAAUCAGGUUGUCUCAGAGAAAAAAAUCAUACCCGAAGUAAACGAUCAGAGAACAGAAAAUCCCUUCACAACACUGUUACUUCUAAAAAUGGUGAUCUGUCAUGUAUCGAAGCUAGAACUCCCAUAAAUGACACUAAUAUGGUAAAUAAAAACGUAAAUCAUCAGUGCAGUGAUUUGGUUGAGUUUCACUCAUUUAAUGAGCCUACAUCAAAAACUGAAUGUCGUUCAUCUUCAAAUACCCCCGAAAGAGUAUCAGACAGAAUGGCAUUACUCAGUGAUUGUGGUGAAGAUAAAGUGUCCACAUCAUUAACAACAAAUCUAAACACUCAUCCAGAUUCAUGCGAUAUUUUAUUUCCUUCCAGUUCAUUUCCAACUAGCUACAUAAAUGAAGAACCCAUAACUGUUGAGGAGGAUUUCACUCCAGUGACCAACAAAAGGCUAAGACGCAAGCAACAGCAACAUUCAAAGUUGGUUCAAAGUAAAACUUGUAACUUCGAAGAGUCAUCUUGUGAUUCUAGUUAUAAAACGCAUAGUUACCUAUCUACACAACCGGUCAAUAAUGUAAGUACAUUUCAGCAACAAAAUAUUACACAUCGACUCAGUUCAAAUUUACCCAGACGUUCUGUGCAGCGUAGUGGAAUGUAUUCAAAUGUACAUAAAACACCUCAACCUUCCUCUGCUCGCUCAGUAACUUUUUUACCACACCCUCAAGAUGCCUUAUCUAGAAAGUCCAGGAAUGCAGAUAAUGUUUCUUCGUCUGUGUCAAGUAUUUUACAUAAUCCUAAACCAACAUCUAAUACGUAUUCUCAUUCUGCAAAUCGUGAUCUGGCUUCUCAGAAGUCUGUAUAUAGCAAUCCGUAUUUAAAUUCCUCUCUUCGAUGUUCUAAAGUGAUAAAAAAACCGUUUUCUAACAGUCCUUCUAUUACUCCGUCUUCAAACGUUCAAGGAACUCAACCUGCAGUUAGUCCCGUCCAGUAUCAAAUGCUUAAGCAAUUCAUGAUAUCUGCGUGGAAAUCGUUUGCGAAAUCUUGAACAAUUAUACAGUUAUAACUCAACUUCUUAGCUUUGUCUUGUUGCAUGUGAUAGGUCUAUUUCCCUGGACUCGCCUCGGAGUGUAAGCUCGUUAAUUCCUCGUAGAAAAAGUGCUUACACUCAUCAUUUGGUAGAAUUUUGUUGUAAGUAGAAAAUUAGUCUUAGUUGCUUAUUUUUUUUACAAAGUAUUUCUAGUCUCCAUUUCUCUCAGGUCUUAUAUGUGGUGAAUGUAUCCUUCACUCUACGUACAAAUUAAUACAGUUCAUAAUACCUUGCAGAUAACAUUGUCUUCUUAGACUUUCAAGUUAUCACGGGAGUGAUUUUCAAAGUUGGUGAUACCAAAAAUUAAAAUUGUCAGUUCAGUGUUUCUUGUUAAUCAUGUGAUUACUGUAAACAUAGUUAUCUGAUGAUAUAAUUUCUGUAGUUUUGUGAUCAAUCUCUCCCAGUUUACUUUUAUCCAUUUUCAUGUCAGCAAUACUGUCUUUCUUUUGUCAACUUUUGCAUUUGUUUAUUCCAGCUCAUUAUGUGUUGCAGAUAGCUAACGUACUAUUCAACCGGGUUGUCUUUUUUCACAUAAAUGUAAUUCAUUUGAUCUAUUAAACUAGUUAUUUUUUGUAGUAUAUCCCGGUAUUCGCCUAUGUAUUUUACUGUUUACUUUACCUCUUAUUAUUUUUCUAUAGUAUUAUAUUUCAUUUUUACAGUAGUUCAUAUUAGAAUAGUAUCCAGUUACAUACUCCCAAUGAGAGCAUUUGAAUCAGUCUUUUUCUUGUUGACGAAAUCACUUUUUUGUUUUAGGUAUUAGAGUAUUAUUUGAUAAAUCAUUGUGUUGUCUUAUUUCUUUGUGGAUAUAUGAGGAGCGUAUAUGAUUAGGAUAUUCCAAAUUAUUCUCUAACUUGUUGGUAUUUAAAAAUUACUGAAUCCACGAAACUGAGAGAAUAAGUAAAAAAGCGAUUAUUAAUUAUUUAAAUAUUUCAAGUAAAACUAACUUCGACCACGUCUCUAGUUUUAUAGUAUAAUAGGAAUUAUUAACAGUUUACCUCUCUUCAGUAAGCAGAAGGUAGGCGGCGAUUCCUAAGAGUUUUAUGUGAUGCACAUCUUUCAACGUGUUCUUAUAAACUAGAAACGAUCAAUAGGUCACUUACCUGAUGUUUAUUACAGGUUGUCUGCUAUCAAUAAUUUGGUAGUUUUCGCGUAGAUACUACAGUCAGGCAGUUUGAUGAAAUUGGCUCUUCGCGUGAACAUUAUUCGCAAAGCUGACGUCAUACACUCAGAGGAUUUAUCUAGCAAACUAAAUCUGCCACUGUGUGGCACAGUUCCUGAUUUGAUUUUACACAUUCACUACCUGUAAAGUCUUAUUUCAAAGUAAUCUGACAUGUUAAAGUAGACCUCUGAACAUGGUUUGGUUUCAUCGUAGGAAUUCGUUAUUUCUAAGGAGGACUGAAAUAAUAUAGUAAUAUAAACUAAGGUUAUUGAUUGCAGGUCAUGCGAACUAUGACUUCAGGUGACACACCAAGACAACUGAAUGUAAGGGUGAAGGAACAAAAACUGCUUAAAGCACAUUCCAAUAUUCUCACAUGGUGUAAAGAAAACUUGAAAACAAAUUCCGCGAUAGCAUUGCGCUCAAUAGUGUCGGUUCAUACAGUUGAUUUCCAUGGCACUAGAGUCCUUCAAAAAAGUCCUGAAUUUUCCAAAGAAUAGUAGAUGAGGCCCUACACAUGGGCGAAUUCAAAUAGUAUUGAUAGGAGACGGGGUCCCGAUCGAAGCUGCUACCUUGACGCGGUGGUCGGGCUUGCCUAUCGUGAUGACCCAACCGAGCUAUAUUGGCUGGAACAUAUGUUCCUGCAGGUUCUACCAUGCCAGGCAGGUCGAUUGGUGAACGGUAAGACUAAAAGCAGCAACUCAAGGUCUGAGGGCGAAGUCGUACUGCUGACUGUAGAGGGGUGUGACAGCAGUAAGGUGUUUCCCUCGGACAACCAGCAUGACAGCGAUGCUGCCUUCCCACAAGGAGGGGUGGGGUUAGAAAAGGUCGACCCUAACAAUGUCACACCUCACAUUACCUCACGGAUUUCCGUCUCCGGCGGUAAUGCCCUUUGAAGAACGGAG